This is a messenger RNA of Macrobrachium nipponense, 1968 nucleotides long. RefSeq names its product zwei Ig domain protein zig-8-like. Gene Ontology annotation, cellular component: neuron projection membrane. Gene Ontology annotation, biological process: synapse organization. Bases 96 to 1358 code for a protein of 420 amino acids. Lineage: Eukaryota; Metazoa; Arthropoda; Malacostraca; Decapoda; Palaemonidae. The transcript is spliced from 6 exons. The record is from RefSeq and is a predicted model, not a curated record.
UUUCAUUUGAUUUUAUUUUUUCUUUUGCAGGCGAGACGGACAGCGCCGCCAGGUUCUUGGGCCAUGUCCCGCGAGAGGACUACCAACCUGCGACUAUGGACAGGGACUUCCCCGACUACGACUCCGACGUCAAGAUUCCCGGGAGACACUACCCGAAGCUCCCUUACCAAAACCCUUACUUAGAAAACGAGCAGGACAACUUCCACACUCCCCACCACAGCCACCAUCACACCCAUCACCACACCUCCAAUGACAACCACCACCACAACAGCGGUCAAAAUCACAAUCACCACCAAAACUCUCACCACAGCAAUCACCACCACCAACCCGUGACCCCGGUCAUGGCGUACGGGGUCCGGAGAGAUCCCAGUGGCUCCACUUUCACCAGACAGAGUCACUUCCCCAACUUCGACAGCAACUUCCACAGAGGGGAGCCAGCGGAUUACCUGGAUGAUACGCGCGCUGUUGUCGCAGCGGACGGCGUCGGCGGACAUCGUCUCGCAGUCCCGUAUGGCGGGAAACUAGGUCCUCCUUCAACCACUCCUCACCCCGCGAGUCCGAGUUUCGACAGGAAUACGGCCAGAAGUCUCACUGUGCAGUCCGGGAAAACCGCCAAAUUAGUCUGCAGAGUUUUAAACGUUGGAGAUAAAUCGGUUUCGUGGAUGAGACACGAAGACCUCCACAUCCUGACGGUGGACAAAUACAAGUACAGCACCGACAAGAGGUUGUCGGUGAUCUUCAACGAGGCCGACCAGGAAUGGAUCCUGCAGAUCCAGUCGGUCCGGCAGGACGACUCCGGCCGUUACGAGUGCCAGGUCUCCACCAAGCCCGUUCUCAGCUUCAUCGUCAGCAUGAACGUUGUGGAACCGUCGCCCUCGACCACUCCCUUCCCGAAAAUGAGAGACGCGGAGGAUCCAGCACUGCACCCAGAGGACGUCCCCAAAGUACCCAGUGCCAGGAUCCUCAACGGGCCGGAGAUCUUCGUCCACCGAGGGUCACCUAUCAACCUCAGUUGUGUCGUUGACCACACGGUGGAGAGACCCAGCUACAUCUACUGGUACCAUUAUAAUAAGAUGAUCGACUACGACAAAGAGGGCGACACGAUCAAGUUGGACAAAUCGGGUCCCAACACCAUCAGCAACCUGCUGGUGCGGAGCGCCUCUCCGAGCGACUCCGGCAAGUACACCUGCAGGCCCUCCAACGGGGAGGACGCCUCCGUCAUGCUGCAUGUGCUCAAUGGUGAGAAUCAGGCUGCCAUGCAGACUAACACGAGCGACAGGCUUAUGACGUCACUGGCAACCAUCUUUGGUGUCCUAAGCGUUGGCAUCAGCGCCGUCAUCCUCCUGUGUCGAUGCUAAGAGAGAUUUAUUCUCAUGGAGAGUUUUUCCUUUUUUCCACCGUGAACCAGCACGCCUGGGAAGCUCUCCUAGUUGGAAUUCCCUUCACUGGAAGGGAAAACAAGCCGAAGGACUAAGUGUCUUUCAGGAAUUUGUAUUGUUUUCAUCCAACAUGACCACAUCAUGACAGGAAAUGACACAGGAUACGACAAAAGGAAGGAUAAAUAACGCAUCACGCAAAAGUGACAAAAAAAUAAAAACGGAAACAGCCAUUGUUUCCGUCUUGUGAAAGCUCAAAACACGUUUUGUUCAGGAUUCUGCUCUGUUCAGAACUCCUUUGGAGGCUAUGGGAGUAAAAGGCGAGGGCCACACCUUGAAGAAAAUGAGAAGAAAAACAAAUCAAGAAAAACUUUUCUCUGAAUGAAGACCGAGGACAAUUCACUGGUUUGCAUUCAAAUUUGAAAUACUCUCUUUAAUUUUCUCUCGUCCCUUCGUCAUCCCAUAGUUUGGUUAUCGACUUUCAAAUACUAUGGACGUGUGCCAUACAAAAUAGUCUCUAGACGACUUUGAUGGUGAAGAUUAUACAAACUUGAUGGUCUACCUUUGCGAAUAUAAACACUUAAAAUAGCAA